AUGAGGAUCCUUGGUUGGAACUGUCGGGGCAUCUGCCACGCCUCGACAGUUCGAGCCCUUGGGGCUCAAAUAAAAGGGGCAAAACCUGAUGUGGUUUUCCUCUCUAAAACCAAAGCAAAUGAGAGUCGUAUGGAAUUUGUUAAAAAUUUUCUUAAGUUUGAUAAUAAAAUUGUUGUUGAGGCUAAGGGUAGUGCAGGUGGUUUGUGUAUUAUGUGGAAGACUGGUUUGGUUAUCAAUGGGGUGGAAUUUGAUAAGAAUAUGAUUGCUGUCAAAGUAACUGAUAAGUGCACUGAAUGGCUCCUAAUCGGGUUCUAUGGUCCCCCAUACCAAGCAAAGAAGAGGAAAGUCUGGGGGAAUCUAUUUGCUCUGCUUGAAUCACACCAGGGUCCGUGGGCAUGUAUUGGUGAUUUUAACUUCAUCAUUAAUGAGGAGGAACAAAUUGGAGGCAACAAAGGUGGAUCUUCAGGAGAAAACUAUCUCAAAGAGUUAAUGUUCGAAUUUAAUGCAGUGGACCUUGGGGAUGAAAGGUGCAAUGGUGUCAUUGAAAACACUUGGAAUGCUAAUGUAGCUGAGUCAGAUUUUACUAAGCUGUAUAAAAAGCAAGGUGCCACCAGAGAUGCCCUUCGCAAAUGGAACAAGGAGGUUUUCGGCCACUGCCAGAAUAGAAUCAAUAUUCUGCUCAAGAAAAUAAAGGAGGUUCAAGAUAAGCACCCAUCUCCGAAAAAUGAGUUAGUUGAAAAUGCCCUACAAAUUGAACUCUCUGAAUGGCUCCUUAGAAGUGAAGUAAUUUGGCGGCAAAAAUCCAGAGAGUUAUGGCUCAAACUAGAAGAUGAUAUUUGUUUUCCAGAGCACCUUGAGCACCUAAUUCUGCCGUGUAUAACAGAGGAAGAAAAUGAGAUACUUCAAAGUAUUCCCAUUCCGGAGGAGAUAAAAAAUGCUCUUUUCCAAAUGCAAGACCUUAAGGCUUCGGGGCCGAAUGGUUUUCUAGCUCUAUUCUACAAGCAGCUCUGGCCUACAGUGGGAAAUGAUGUGAUUAAAGCAGUGACUUCCUUCUUCAUCAUGGGUUCAAUGCCUAGAGAGGUAAAUGCUUCCCUGAUUGUGCUUAUCCCAAAAAUCUCAAACCCGACCUCUGUUAACCACUUCAAAUCGAUAAGCCUGUGUAAUAUGGUAUAUAAAGUUAUCUCAAAGCUCCUGGUGGAAAAGAUUAGGCCUUUGCUUGACAAAAUGAUCUCUCCUACCCAAUCAGCCUUCAUCCCAAACAGAUGGAUAGCUGAAAACCAAAUCAUUGUUCAAGAAGUUCUCCAUAGCUUUAAGACUCGUAAAACCAAGCCUGGCCUCAUGGCCAUCAAGCUUGAUCUCUAA
Quercus robur (English oak) is the source of this 1362-nucleotide messenger RNA. RefSeq lists its product as uncharacterized. The record is from RefSeq and is a predicted model, not a curated record. Lineage: Eukaryota; Viridiplantae; Streptophyta; Magnoliopsida; Fagales; Fagaceae. Bases 1 to 1362 code for a protein of 453 amino acids. The transcript is spliced from 3 exons.